This is a messenger RNA of Periophthalmus magnuspinnatus, 1774 nucleotides long. RefSeq names its product guanine nucleotide-binding protein G(I)/G(S)/G(O) subunit gamma-4. Gene Ontology annotation, cellular component: heterotrimeric G-protein complex. NCBI's taxonomy places the organism in Eukaryota, Metazoa, Chordata, Actinopteri, Gobiiformes, Gobiidae. The transcript is spliced from 3 exons. The coding region runs from base 298 to 525 and encodes 75 amino acids. The record is from RefSeq and is a predicted model, not a curated record. Gene Ontology annotation, biological process: G protein-coupled receptor signaling pathway. Gene Ontology annotation, molecular function: G-protein beta-subunit binding.
ACAGAGGUUUCCCCCCCUGCUGCAUGCGUGCGUAACAUCUCGUGGAGCGCAACCAAACCUCCGCCGCUCCUGCGCUUUCCUCCUCUUCCCACACGGAUAACGCACGGUCUCCAACCCGGGAUCCAUCGCUCUUCCGUCGGAUUUAGCACAGACCAGAACCAGGCUGGGAUUUCCUCUGGUUUGAGCUUUGACAGAUCCGGAUCGGCUCGUGCGUGCGUGUGUGAGUGUGUGUGUUGGGUGGAGUCAACCCGGAAUCCUCCAAAUUGGAUACGCGUUGGCACAUUUCAGGACUGAGACAUGAAGGACAGCAUCGCCAACAACAGCACGGCCAGCAUCUCCCAAGCCCGGAAAGCCGUGGAGCAACUCAAGAUGGAAGCCUGCAUGGAUAGGAUAAAGGUGUCCAAAGCAGCGGCCGACCUGAUGGCCUACUGCGACGCCCACGUACGCGAGGACCCCCUGAUCGUCCCCGUGCCCGCCUCCGAGAACCCAUUCAGGGAGAAGAAGUUUUUCUGCAGCAUCCUCUGAUCGGACCCGCCUCUUUGUUUGGGGGUCUGCGGUGCUCCUGUCUUCACCACACCUGAAGCCACUGGCCUUUUCGCCGUUGAGAUGGGUUGAACCAGGCGGACUGUGUGUUAUUACGCGGCUCUGUCCAGGUGGCUGAGGGGGUUUUUGGAGGGAGUCGGCUACCCAAUCUGGCAAACCGUAUGAGCGUACCAUGUCUUGUUAAAUAGGUUUGUUAAUGCUUUGUAUUAGAGAAGCCUUGCUCAGUGCUUAAUGAGAAGAUGUUUUUGUUUACCUUUUUCUUGUGCUAGAUUUUGGCUCAGGACUCACAAAUCUGCCCAAAUGUCUUUAAAUACUGAAUUAUUUUUUUGUUUAUCUGCAUAUAAUUCUACCCUUAAUUAAAACAUAAAGAUGUAUUAUUAUUAUUGCCGAUCUUCAUUCAAGCCACGUAAUCCUAAUGUGACACCUUAUAAUUGGUGUUUUUUUAAAAUUAACCUCCAAAGUUUUUGACAAUUAACCUCCUCAUUUAAGUUAGACAAGCACAUUUAGUCAAAUUAGCGUCAGAUUUGAAUAGUACAUCGUUUCAGAAAUCCUGAUGAGGAAGGUCAAAGUUCAAAAAACAACAAAAUUAUACAAAUACAACAUAUUAUCUUCCUCUUAUUGUCUUUAAGGUUAGCCAUAUCAGACUUUGCCCAGACUAAAACCAAUGAGAUUUUCUGCGUUUAGUUAUCCACAUUUUAAAUCUUACUUUGACCAUUUGUUACCUUCUGUUCUACUGAUUUGCAGAUAAAUGUAAAUGAAUACACUUUUUUAACUUAUCAUUUUGUGAAGAACUUUUUGAUUCAAACGUAUCAACAAAUCUUCAGUCCCAUAUGCGUCUUUGCUCAAAGGAUAAAGUCAUAUCAGAAAAUGUUCGUUGUAACAUUAGCAGGGGGGAGAUUGCAGAUAGCUAGGCCAAUGUAAUUAUGAGUUAGUAUGAAUAACUCCUUUGCAAAAUUUCUUUUCAAUAUGACUUUUACCUAUUUGGUUUCAUAAAUGUCCCCAAAACCUCUCCAAGGUGAAAAAUGUGCAGAUAAUUAGCAAUAAACAUUGACUAAACAAAUACAAAUACAAAUACUAAAAUGAAACAACAUUUUAUCACGUAAAGGUGCACUGCGUAACUUUACUAUUGCAAGAUCUGCCACCUGCUUGUCUCCAUGGUGAUGUUAUUAUGAUGGUUUUUAAUAAUCCCUUGAUAAACCUGUGAUUGGAGUAUGGUCACCUCUCGACAACC